ACAGUGAGUUUGUGGAAGAAGCCUCAUCCGCGCCCUACAGCCCCGAGGAGUUAAGGUUUAGUUAAGCUGCUAAAAAUCUGGGCUGUCAAGUCUGUCCUUGCUGUUCUUUUAUCACCAGCGUGCCUGCCUGCCAUGAAAUGACAGCUGUUUAAAACCCUGUAUCCACACUAAGGCUCUCAGCCUUGGGUACCGUGUGUCUGGUCAGCCUCUCCUCCUGGGCUGUAUGUCCUCAGCAAGUCCCACACCACCUGAAGUAAAAUUCCACCGCAGCAAGGACUUUCAUCCUUUUCUAGGAGCCAGGUACCCAAAAUAGGUCUGGAUCAAGGAUGGCGUUGUGAGGCAGGGAAGAGGACCUUGUUUUAUUCAGAAGAUGUGUUUCUGAAAAGUUGUGAGGCAGUCACAUCUCUGGAAAUGGAAUCAUAAAUUAAAUGCAUGGGCAAAACUAGCUUUUAAAGGUACACCAUGGUGAGUCUUUUCAUGAAAUGAAAAUGACAAACCGUAGCUUUGCAUGGAGCAGUUUAUUAAGAGGGCAGAUUCUUGGUGAUCUGCUCCACAUGUGUUGAAUUGUGUAUUAAUGACACCAGAAUUGGUACCAUUGCAUUCACAGAAUGGUUUAUGUACCAGAAAGGCCCAGGUGAUGGACCCUUUUUGGUUUUCAUCUCUUCCCCCCACCCCACCCCCAACCCCCAACAGACUGGACGGCCCAGCUGAGGUGCUGAUCAGUAGGGCGAGCCCUUCAGAUUAGCAGUAGAAAACUCAGAAAAUAACCUUUUUUCUCUUCAGCCCUUCUGUGGGAAAAGCCCAGUUUCUCAAGAGGAGAUGAGAGUGUUAUAGGAAUCCUGGUCCCUCCUGGGCUCUGGGAUGGCAGGAUGAUUGAGAAUAUAAAACACAAGUCAGAGUUUGAGACCAGGGUUCUGGGUGCUUCACCUUCCUUAGCAGAUACGUUAACCAGUCUGUUUUCUCAUCUUUGAAAAGCUGGGGUUGUGCCAGCUGGCCUCUAAGCAUCAUCCAGUUCCAGCCUCCUGAGACGGUAAGCCAAAGGAGGCCCAUAGCUAUCGGGUCCCCCUCCUGCCUGUUACAGCCCCAGUAGUCCCAUCCAGAUUCUGGAAGACCCCAACUACUUUUUCCCAGACUUUCAGCUCUAUUCUGGGAGGCAUGAAGCAUCUUUGACGGUGGAGGCAAACAGUAGCAUCAGGGAAAAAGUUGUUGAGGAUCCUCUUUGUAACUUACACCCGCCGAACUUCCUGAGGAUCUCAGAGGUGGAAAUGAGAGGUUCCGAGGAUGCGGCAGCUGGAACAGUGUUACAGCGGCUGAUCCAGGAGCAACUGCGCUAUGGUACCCCGACUGAGAACAUGAACUUGCUGGCCAUUCAGCACCAGGCCACAGGGAGUGCAGGACCAGCCCACCCCACAAACAACUUUUCUUCCACGGAAAACCUCACUCAAGAAGACCCACAAAUGGUCUACCAGUCGGCACGCCAGGAACCGCAGGGUCAGGAACACCAGGUGGACAACACGGUGAUGGAGAAACAGGUGCGGUCCACGCAGCCUCAGCAGAACAACGAGGAACUGCCCACGUAUGAGGAGGCCAAAGCGCAGUCCCAGUUCUUCCGGGGGCAGCAGCCGCCGCCGCCGCCGCAGCAGCAGCAGGGGGCUGUGGGUCACGGCUACUACAUGGCCGGGGGCGCCAGUCAGAAGGCGCGGACUGAGGGCAGGCCCACGGUGAACCGCGCCAACAGCGGACAGGCGCACAAGGACGAGGCGCUGAAGGAGCUCAAGCAGGGCCACGUCCGCUCUCUCAGUGAGAGGAUCAUGCAGCUGUCGUUGGAGAGGAACGGUGCAAAGCAACACCUCCCUGGCCCAGGGACCGGAAAGGGGUUCAAGGCGGGCGGGGGGCCCUCCCCAGCCCAGCCUGCAGCUAAAGUGCUGGACCCCCGAGGUCCUCCACCCGAGUACCCCUUCAAGACCAAGCAAAUGAUGUCCCCGGUGGGCAAGACCCAGGAGCAUGGACUUUUCUACAGUGACCAGCACCCGGGAAUGCUCCACGAGAUGGUCAAGCCUUACCCUGCUCCCCAGCCUGCGAGGACAGAAGUGGCCGUCCUGAGGUACCAGCCACCCCCAGAGUAUGGGGUAACGAGCCGCCCCUGCCAGCUUCCUUUCCCGUCAACGGUGCAGCAGCACAGCCCGAUGUCCUCCCAGAACUCCUCCGUCAGCGGGCCGUUGCACUCGGUGUCCCUGCCACCUCCACCUCCGAUGACCCUGGCAGCCUCGCAGCCCACGCCAGCCGCCUCCCCCAGCCAGCAGCUUGGUCCGGAUGCAUUUGCGAUCGUGGAGCGAGCCCAGCAGAUGGUGGAGAUCCUAACGGAGGAGAACCGGGUGCUGCACCAGGAACUUCAGGGUUACUACGACAACACCGACAAGCUCCACAAGUUUGAAAAAGAACUUCAGAGAAUCUCGGAAGCCUAUGAGAGCCUGGUCAAGUCUACCACCAAGCGAGAGUCGCUGGACAAGGCGAUGAGAAACAAACUCGAAGGCGAGAUUCGAAGGCUCCAUGAUUUCAACAGAGACCUCCGAGAUCGACUGGAGACUGCCAACAGGCAGCUGUCCAGCAGGGAGUAUGACGGACACGAAGACAGAGCGGCUGAGGGGCUUUACGCUUCCCAGAACAAAGAAUUCUUGAAGGAAAAGGAGAAGUUAGAAAUGGAGUUAGCGGCAGUGCGGACCGCGAGUGAGGACCACCGGAGACACAUCGAGAUCCUGGACCAGGCUCUGAGCAACGCCCAGGCCAGGGUCAUCAAGCUGGAAGAGGAGCUCCGAGAGAAGCAGGCAUACGUGGAGAAGGUUGAGAAGCUGCAGCAGGCCCUGACCCAGCUGCAGUCCGCCUGCGAGAAGCGGGAGCAGAUGGAGCGGAGACUGCGCACCUGGCUGGAGAGGGAGCUGGACGCCCUGAGGACCCAGCAGAAACACGGAAACGGCCAGCCAGCCAGCCUGCCGGAAUACAAUGCCCCGGCCCUCAUGGAACUUGUAAGGGAGAAGGAAGAGCGGAUCCUGGCGCUGGAGGCUGACAUGACCAAGUGGGAGCAGAAGUACGUAGAGGAGAGCGCCAUCCGGCACUUCGCCAUGAACGCUGCAGCCACUGCAGCGGCCGAGAGGGACACCACGAUCAUCAACCACUCGAGGAACGGCAGCUAUGGCGAGAGCUCGCUGGAGGCCCACAUCUGGCAGGAGGAGGGGGAAGUGAUGCAGGCCACCAGGAGAUGUCAGGACAUGGAGUACACUAUUAAAAAUCUCCAUGCCAAAAUCAUAGAGAAGGAUGCCAUGAUUAAGGUCCUCCAGCAGCGAUCCCGUAAAGAUGCCGGGAAGACGGACUCCUCCAGCCUGCGGCCCGCUCGCUCUGUCCCGUCCAUCGCUGCAGCCACUGGGACUCACUCCCGCCAGACCUCGCUCACCAGCAGCCAGUUAGCCGAGGAGAGGAAGGAGGAGAAGACCUGGAAGGGGAGCAUAGGGUUGCUGCUGGGGAAGGAGCCCCAUGAACACGCAUCCGCCCCCGUGCUGCCCACCCCGCCUGCCACAGCGCUAUUUCCUGCGGCCCUUGUCACCUCGGCCAGCAGCGCCCACGCGAAGACAGGCAGCAAGGACAGCAGCACACAGACGGACAAGAGCGCCGAGCUCUUCUGGCCCGGUGUGGCCUCCCUGCCCACGCGCGGCCGACUGAGCGGAACCCCUUCCAACAGCCCGGUCCUGAAGCACCCAGCGGCCAAGGGCACGGCAGAGAAGCUGGAGAAUUCUCCCGGCCACGGGAAGUCACCUGACCACAAAGGUCGCGUCAGCAGCUUGCUCCACAAGCCCGAGUUCCCUGAUGGGGAGAUGAUGGAAGUUCUCAUCUAACACCGGCAUCCCUGUUGAAUUUUGCAACAGAACUUUGAUGAGCAAGGAACGUGGCAAAGAGAAAGAAAGAUCAAGAAGGUUGUGGAUGGGAAAUCAGGAAUGAUUUGAACUGAUCAGGAUUUCAGAUUCAUGAGAACACUUUUUAUAAAUGUUAAAAACAAAACAAAAGCAGGAGGCCUACAUGACUGAAAAUGAAGAGGAUGUCGUGGAUUUUUACUGCAUAUGGUGGAAGAGAGGAGGUGCAUGUAGGUUUGGAAACAAAGAAGAAAUAGGAAAUGGAAUUUUUCCGUUGUACAGAAAAUGUAUCUCUUGGGGAGGGUCUGUGUACACCCAUUCUCUGGUUAUAAACAGAUAAACCUGGGCAUGGAUCUUCCUUGAAAUACGCCCAUUCUCCUUGCCUCUUAGCUUGUUUUGUUUCAGAAGAACCUCCUAGGAAUCUCGGAGAGUCCGUCUUGAUAUAACGUAAUAAUCUCACCUGUGCCCUCCAUGGGGUGUCCUGUGAUUGCGUGUGGGUGUGGCAGGGAGGAGACAUGUCCAGGGUGAUGGGGAAUUUAAAAGGCCAUCUUCACCUCAUUACCUGCUUGGUUUGGACAUCUUAGCUUUUCUGGAUUGAGCAGUAUUUUCUAAACAGGACGGGAGCUUUCUGGUCCUGGUGUGUAUCCUCCCUCACUUCUCUGAGUUCAUCUCUGUCUCUGCUUCAUACUCUUUAAUUUUACCCUUUUUUCCUUCCUUUUUUUUUUUCCCCUUUUGCAACAAGCCAUGACAGAAUUCCUUUGUUCUGGGGUUUAUCAGAGCAGUAACUGAAUGUUCAUCAUUCAUCAUGACCGGUGGGACAAAGCCGUAUGGCGGGUCCCUUGGCUGCUUCCUCCACCUUUGAGGAGUUGGGCUGCAGUGGUUGAUCUCAUUCUGGCCAUGAACUAGGGAAGCUCCGACUAGGCGGAAGAUCCAUGAGCCCUGUGACGUCCUGCAUUAAGCUCACGGCCCCGACUUUUUUCUCUCUCACAUCAGCUCUUGCGUGGAGUUUGGUAUCUUCACCUCAUUGCUCUGUUGAGGUAGGACUUUCAGGACUGCACUCCGGGAAGCGAGUGACACUUGACUUGGUGGCAUCUAGAAUCUCCCCGGGCACUCCCGCUUUCUACUGUUUGUGGCCACCGCUCUGCCCGCCCCUCGCAUCCCUCCGGGCAUUGUUGAUGAGCACGCAGACUCUGUGACCGUCAGCACGUGUGUGUCAGCACAUCAGUUCUGCCCUGCCAGGAACUUGCUUUGUAACCUAACAGGCCGGUAUCUAUACAGUGUGGUCAGGUUUUUCAGGAUUUCAGUUGGGAGCAACUUGUCCAAAGUAAGACGGAAACACCAGGUCAAAGAGCCAGGAGUGAGUGAGGUCGUGGGCCUCAUCCCUGUGCUGUAAGGUUUCCCAUCUGACUCCUCAGAUGCUCAGAUAUCGGCUUUCUUUACAAAUCUAGAAGGGGCUGGAUCAGAAGAGAGAAGCUAGUCAGGCCGUCAGAUGCUCACGCAGGGCCCUGAUAGUUUUCUCCCUGCAGGGUAGCCGGAUCUGUGUUUUCCCAGGUCCCUUUCCUCAUGCUUACUUAAGGAAAGAAAAAAGAAAAAAAGCCCCAGGUCUGAGGCUUUUUCAAGUCCCACCCAGAUGAAGCCCUGAAGACAGCAUCACUUAGGAAAUUUUGCUUGGGUGGCUCAUUUUAGAGUUGGGCUUUGGAGUGUAACCUGGGUGAAGCCUCCCCAUAUUGAGGUGGUGGAAGGAUGACAGAGGUGUGAGCUGGAGAGGGAGAGUUGGGGAAGGAAACCAGUGGCUUUGCCCAGGGGGCCUGUGAGCUGCCUGGUGGUCAGGAGAGUGAGCAGAACGGGUGCUGCUCAAGCCCUGCUCUGCGGUAGGCGCCGUGCAUCACGCCUGUUGCCUUCUGCAGUCCUACGUUAAGCAUCGCUGAGGACUGUGCAGCCUGGGAAACCAGAGCAGCCCUGGGUGUGAGGAGGGAGCGGUGAGACCCCAUGGCUGGUGUGGGGGCCAGGUGAGUAUGGACACGUCGGGGCAGGGAUGGGGCAGAGGGAUCCCCGUCUCAGUCUCAGUUCCCCAUCACUUUUUAUAGGUGAUGAGGCUCAGUUGAUGGCAACUAACUCUCUUAAGGACACUUUGACCCCUGAUUAACAUGGGGGAUGGAAAGAAAACGUCUAGAAAUAAGAGGGCACGUCACCUCUGCGAGCCCCCAUCAUCCGUGUCUGGGCUACCCCAAACAUGGGCUGUGUCCCCUAGAAACGGGUGAGAGUGACAGCUGCAGCCCAGUUUCCCGCAAAGCCUCAUCUUUAUGCCCCAGCACAUCUCGUUGGCAGCUCAGGCACAAGGCUCAUUUGCUUUCCUUGGUCCCCCGAGUUGCCAGGCGUGUUAAUUGUCAGAAUGCAAACACAGACAUCACCAUUUUUCAGUUGUGCUGUAGUCCUUAAUCUUUCUUUCUUCUAACCCGCUAAGACUCCUCCGUAAGAAGAGGGACCUAUAGUUUUGAAAUGUCUUCUUCUGUGGGCCCUGACACUUUUCAUCUUCAUAGCUCGAAGCCUUGCUUGCAUUUAGGAGAAAUGCAGCUACUGAACUCCCACUGUGUGUUCUGGCCGUUGACAAUAUAUGAUCUCACUGGAUUUUCAGAAAAUAAUCCUAGCUCCGUUUUUUUAGUGCCAACUGUAUGCAAGCACUGGGGUAAGUCCCUUUUAAUGAGUCCUCAGACCACAUGGGAGCAGGGGCGAGUUUAUCAUCCUUGUUUCACAGAGGAGGAAACUGGGGCUCAGGAGGUCAAGUCCCUCCCCCAGGAGAGGCUGGGAUCUGAGCCAAGGCUUUGGGAGAGGAGCUGUGCCUUCGCCACAGGCUGGACUGCCUCUGACUUGGGGAUGAUAAGUGCCACGGCUUGACCCGCUCUGUCCCCUCUAUGUGAUGUGUGCACUCCUAGACACACACACACACACACACACACACACACACACACACACACACACACACACACACACACACACACACACACACACACACACACACAGCUUCCUGCCCCCUUGCCACCCCGGGAGCUAAGAAAUAGGACUAAAGCCCAGAACUGCUAGAACUGCCCAUAAACACAGGUAUAGGUAGGAGUCUUUGUGUUCCGUUGUAAGCAGGACCACAAAGUCUGUUUAAAAAGCACUUACUUGCGAGUGGUCCAGAGGCCGGGCCUUCUCCAGAACUUUUCAGUGGUGUCGGAUAAUGAACUCGCGAGCCCUGUCUCAGGGUGAAGGGUAAAGGCCUUGGCCUUGUGUGGUGACGUGCUGGAGUAACUCCGCUUCUUCCUUCAGUGUGUCGCCUGGCGGUUUCUGCGUGCUGCCCGGGGUACUGUAUGCAGCAGGAGAUGUUGCUGCUUUUGGGCACUAAUUUCAGAGCGUGUGCAGAACCUUUCCUUAGCCUUUUCUUCUUAGCUUUUCUUCUGCUUCCCAGAGUUGGGAAGCCAGCCACAGUGUCGUGCCCAGUCUGCUUGGAGCAGGCAUGCAGGACAAGGCUGCCACGUCCCUCCCAGGGCUUGGGUUGGAGGGCAGAGAGUGGAGGCAUGUCUCUCUUCUUCAGUUUUGCAGAACUUGCUCUUUGGAACCUAUGUGUGCAUUUGACUACACAGGACUUGGGUUGGAUCGAGACAGUUGCUCCCAAUGGAUUGUGAACUUGGAAGAGAGAGUUCCUUGGUUCUGUGGCUCAGCGGGGAGGCUGUUGGAAUGCCCCCUGCAGAGAAGCCAGCCAUCACUGCUGUUCUCUCCUGGGUUUGCCUGCAGCCUCCUGUGUCCCUAGGAUGCUGAGCGCUAGCAAUUGCAGGUGGCUCCUGCAUCCUUGUCUGUAGCUAAUGGCAAGAGAAAUUCUCCCUACAGCAGCCUGAGUCCCAGGGACUGAUGUGAACACAGACGUCAGGUGGGGCAGCGCCCGGGGGGCUGUGGAGACUUGCAAGGUGGAGGAGUUGCAAGGUUUUGAGGCAGGGAACUCACGCUUGGGCUGCUGGGAGCUGAGCAAAGAGGUAUGUUUUCCAGAACAAAGUCCUGCUGCGUGUCUGCACUGGUGCCAGCGGGGCAUGCUUCUCUCUGCCCCCAGUGAUCUCACACUCCUAAGCCUUGGAGGACGGUGGUACAAGGGAGCCGGGCAAGUGUUCUUAAACAGAGAAGGUCCAGCCCACAGUUGCCCGCUUCUCCUCUCCAAGUCUGACACAGCCAUGGUAUACGCUUUAUAAAUGUUGGUUUUCUCUUCUUUUUUCUUGCUAAUUAAUCAGUGGGUUUAAAAUGUCUUCAUUCAACAUGAGGAUUGUUUAAUGGGUUUGCCUCUGGUGUGUGGCUCCAUGAGAGAUGCGCAGAGUAAUUAAGAAGUUACCAGAAGCUGAUCAGCUGGGAGCAUGGAGAAGUCAGCAUUUCAGUAAAUGGAUUUCUUCUGGAACUGUCAAUAAUGAGCAAUCUUUUUCUGUCCCUUUUAAGUAGUAUCCCCUUCUCUCAUCUGGUAAUUUAAUGUAUAAAGACACGUAUAUGUCAGUGCGUACAUAGGAGGUGUGACUGUAAGGUUGUAUGUCGAGUUUCUUUUCUUAACAUCCAGAAGAUGCAAGUGUUUCAUCUCACCCCACGUUGCUUAAGAGGUGACCCUUUGCGAGACUCUGUGCUGAUUACUGCCGUGCUAAGUAGAAACAUUUUGCAGACGCCUCUGUUAGAAUGGAUCUGGGGGCCUGGCAUGUUCCUCUGGUUAUCCUUAGAGUUGAGAAAGCAUCAUCCUUUGAAGGCAGGUUUAAGUUUGGAAAUAAUCCCAAGUCAUUCACUCAGUUGGAUAAAUAAAGAUGGGUGAUUAAGGUAAGUCACAUCCUUUUAGCUUUUUCCUUUGAAAGAAGUCCUUAAGAUGUUUCUGGGGGAUGAGUCUUUGGACCCUCAGAGGCUCUCAGAGUGACCACUUCAAAGGAGGACAGUCAUCGUUAGUACAUGUACCUUCCAGAGGCUUCGUUGUAAAAAGCCUGCUCCCUUGCCACGCCUUGUAUGUGUUCACGUCUCUGCGUACACGCGGGUGUAAGUACACAUUCACGAGUCGCCGCCUCCAGUAGGAAUUCUGUAAAACCCUGUUAGACUUAAGUGCAUGUUAUUGUCAUGUUAGGCCAAGACUGAGGUGUUUCUUUGUCAUGAAACUUCGCUUCCUCACGGAAUUAAAAUAUUGUUUUUUCAAUAUAAUGAAGUACAUAUACAGUAUUUUCUUGUAUCAGCUCCUGAAGUUUUGGUGCCCAGUGGUGUGUUUACAUGUGGUUUGCCUAAGAUUCCGUUCACAUAGAGACACCUGUAAGUAUUUAUUACAAACCGGAAUGUAAGCAAAUUGAUCCAUAGUGAUUUUCUUUGAAUUAAGGUGUUUUCCCCUUUUGCGGAGGGGAAGGGGAGGCUCCUUCUCCGCGUGAGGCUCAUGCAGAAUCUGGGACAUUCUGUGAGGCUGGGCAGGCCAUGCACCCACCUCAGCAAAGCACCAACGGCCGGGGUGCCGCCACACUUCCCGCCAGCUGUGUGUGUCACCGCCCUGCUUGGUGGCGUGUGCGUGUUCCCUCCAGCAGACUCUGCUGUAAGAUUCUGGCAUCUUCGAUGUGCUAGUCUGUAUUGAAGCAGAGGUGGAGGGUGCAGAGCUGCACGGCCAGAUGGGUCUGUGUCCAGAGUGGGGAAAUCCAAGAAGACGGCAUGUCCCUCACAGCAAAUGUUGAUACUGUUGGUCAGCCAAAGAUUUUCAUAUUCUUUGCUGCUUAAACUUGUGCCUUAAUAUUGUAUAUAAUAAAUGGAUAAAAUGGC
Molecule: messenger RNA, 9689 nt
Organism: Orcinus orca (killer whale)
Lineage: Eukaryota; Metazoa; Chordata; Mammalia; Artiodactyla; Delphinidae
Gene: AMOTL1
Product: angiomotin like 1
Exons: 14
Coding region: 1266-3887 (873 amino acids)
Biological process (GO): regulation of cell migration; actin cytoskeleton organization; angiogenesis
Cellular component (GO): bicellular tight junction; cytoplasmic vesicle; plasma membrane
Source: RefSeq, a predicted model, not a curated record